Molecule: messenger RNA, 1688 nt
Organism: Nerophis lumbriciformis (worm pipefish)
Lineage: Eukaryota; Metazoa; Chordata; Actinopteri; Syngnathiformes; Syngnathidae
Gene: aldh6a1
Product: aldehyde dehydrogenase 6 family, member A1
Biological process (GO): L-valine catabolic process; thymine catabolic process
Cellular component (GO): mitochondrion
Molecular function (GO): methylmalonate-semialdehyde dehydrogenase (acylating, NAD+) activity
Source: RefSeq, a predicted model, not a curated record
CUUAAUCUUGCCAUUAUGGCCUCCAUGGCUUUAAGAUCAGCACUCAAAGCGAAGGUUCCAUUUAAAGUUGGCCGCAUGUGCUACUCUUCGGUGCCCACUACCAAGCUGCUCAUUGAUGGAAAGUUUGUUGAAUCCAACACUACAGAAUGGCUUGAUAUUCACAAUCCUGCUACCAACGAGGUGAUCGCCCGUGUGCCAAAAGCCACCCAGCAGGAAAUGUUGGCUGCUGUGGACUCUUGUUCCAAGGCCUUCACGUCCUGGUCCGAGACCUCCAUCCUGGCCCGACAGCAGGUCUUUCUGCGCUAUCAGCAGCUCAUCAAAGACAACAUUAAAGAGCUUGCCAAGUCCAUCACAGUGGAACAAGGCAAGACCCUUGCAGACGCAGAGGGGGAUGUGUUCAGGGGAUUGCAGGUUGUGGAGCACGCCUGCAGCAUCACCUCUCUGAUGCUGGGUGAAACUCUGCCCUCCAUCACCAAGGACAUGGACACGUACACAUACCGCCUCCCCCUUGGGGUAUGCGCUGGCAUCGCCCCUUUCAACUUCCCCGCCAUGAUCCCAUUGUGGAUGUUCCCUAUGGGAAUGGUGUGCGGCAACACGUACCUUCUAAAACCUUCCGAGCGGGUACCGACAUGUGCCAUGCUGCUGGCCAAGUUGCUGCAGGAUGCUGGCGCUCCGGACGGGACCCUCAACAUUAUCCAUGGACAACAUGACGCUGUAAACUUUAUUUGUGACCAUCCGAGUAUCAAGGCCAUCAGCUUCGUUGGCUCCAAUCAAGCGGGGGAGUACAUUUAUGAGAGGGGCUCCAAAAAUGGCAAGAGAGUGCAGUCAAACAUGGGCGCAAAGAACCAUGGCGUGGUGAUGCCCGAUGCCAACAAGGAGAACACUCUCAACCAACUUGUGGGUGCAGCGUUCGGGGCUGCAGGCCAGCGCUGCAUGGCUCUGUCCACGGCCAUCCUGGUGGGCGAGGCUCGCAGUUGGCUGCCAGAGCUGGUGGAGCGCACCAAGGCGCUGCGUGUCAAUGCAGGAGACCAACCUGGUGCAGAUGUGGGUCCACUGAUCUCCCCUCAGGCCAAGGACAGAGUCUGCAGUCUGGUCCAGAGUGCAGUGGAUGAGGGUGCUAAGGUGCUCCUGGAUGGCAGACAUGUUAAAGUUACAGGUUAUGAGAAGGGCAACUUUGUGGGUCCAACCAUCAUUGGCAACGUCACACCUCAGAUGAAAUGCUACACCGAGGAGAUUUUUGGACCUGUGCUGGUCGUUCUGGAGGCCAACACUCUGGAUGACGCUAUCCAUUUGGUCAACGAGAAUCUCUACGGAAAUGGUACCGCCAUCUUCACUACAAACGGGGCCACUGCUCGCAAAUACACACAUGAGGUGGAUGUGGGCCAGGUUGGAGUCAAUGUUCCCAUCCCAGUGCCACUGCCCAUGUUCUCUUUCACGGGAUCAAGAGGAUCUUUCAGAGGCGACAUGAACUUCUACGGAAAACAAGGCAUUCAAUUCUAUACGCAGAUCAAAACCAUAACCUCACAAUGGAAAGCUGAGGAUGCUACCCUCAAGACUCCAGCCGUUACCAUGCCAACCAUGGGACGCUAGAAAAGCAGUCCCAUGGUUGCAAAGUGACUAAAAGGAAAUGACUGUUCAAUGACUCAGUGGCAAUUGCUAAUAAAUAGUACAGUAGUUCCCUUUUUAAA